AGUGCGCGCGCACAGGCAACUGCGAAGCGAGCGCGCGCCUGAUCGUUGCGGUCAAGAGCACGAGCCGAACCGAGACAUGAGAUUCGACCCGAGCGGAGCAGAUUGAGCAGAUUACAACCGCUGCAACGCGAGGAGACGUAGAUCCAAUUCUUCAGACUGAAGGUUCACAGCUCCAUGCCUCCAUGAAUGACCUCUGACACACGAAGGCCCCUCCCCUUCACUCCCAAAUAUCAGAUCCCAGCCAAUCACCCGCUUUGCUGUCUUCCACGGCCCAAUCGCUGUCCGCCACGAUGGAUUGCCACUACAACGAGAAUAUAUCUUUCUUCUACAAUCUCAGCAAGAAGAACAUCAGUGACACGUGGCGGACGAAAGACGUUGUGGUGGUUUCCCUGGGACUGCUCGUUUGUUUUUUUGUGAUCUUCGCCAACAUCCUGGUCAUGAUGGCCAUCUUCAUGAACCGCAGGUUUCAUUACCCCAUAUACUACCUGCUGGGAAACCUGGCAGCCGCGGAUCUGUUCUCCGGCAUCUCCUACUUGUACCUGAUGUUCCACACUGGUCCCUGGACCAUCAAGCUGUCCAUAUAUCAGUGGUUUGUCCGACAGGGUUUGAUCGACACCAGUCUGACAGCGUCAGUGAUUAAUCUGAUGGCCAUCGCUCUGGAGCGACACCAGACCAUCUUCACCAUGCAGCUGCACAGUAAAAUGACCAACCACAGGGUCGUGCUGCUCAUCAUCGGCAUCUGGCUCAUCGCCAUAGUGAUGGGUUUGGUGCCGACUAUGGGAUGGCACUGCGUGUGCAACAUUCGGAAGUGCUCCAACAUGGCGCCGCUCUACAGCCGCAGUUACCUGGUGUUCUGGGCUGUGUUGAACCUGCUGACCUUCACGGUCAUGGUGGCCGUCUACACACGCAUCUUCAUCUACGUCCGGCGCAAGAACCACCGGAUGAGCCAGCACACCUCUCAGGUCAAACACAAGGAGACUGUGUUCAACCUCAUGAAGACUGUCGUCAUGAUAUUGGGUUGUUUCGUGGUGUGUUGGACGCCGGGUCUGGUUCUGCUUCUGCUGGACGGUCUCUGUGAAUCCUGCGAUGUCCUGACGUACGAGAAGUUCUUCCUGGUGCUGGCCGAGUGCAACUCCUUCAUGAACCCCAUCAUCUACUCCUACCGCGACAAGGACAUGCGUGACACCUUCAAACGCAUCCUCUGUUACCCGUGCCGGAGGUCCCAGCAGACGGGCGAACACUCGGGCGUCCGCUUCAACACCCUCGAGCAAGAGCGGAGACGGCGUGUGCUGCAGGAGUCGUGGGUCGCUCGCAGGGCUCGUGAUGGAGGAGACGAACAGGCUAACGGAGGACAGGUGGUGCUGAAGGAAGGAGAGAAGAUGCUGGACUCCUCUGAGAGCUGAGGAACGAGAAGAACCGAUCCGUCCUGCUGAAUGAGCUGCCGAUCAGAUGAAGAGACUGUGUGUGUUUGAGAACAAACUGUGAAUGAAUGAGUGUAAAUAUAGUUUUUAUUUAAUUAAAGUCUUACUGGUGGAGUUUA
Megalobrama amblycephala (Wuchang bream) is the source of this 1540-nucleotide messenger RNA. RefSeq names its product lysophosphatidic acid receptor 2-like. Gene Ontology annotation, cellular component: membrane. Bases 291 to 1403 code for a protein of 370 amino acids. Lineage: Eukaryota; Metazoa; Chordata; Actinopteri; Cypriniformes; Xenocyprididae. The transcript has 6 exons. The record is from RefSeq and is a predicted model, not a curated record. Gene Ontology annotation, biological process: G protein-coupled receptor signaling pathway. Gene Ontology annotation, molecular function: lysophosphatidic acid receptor activity.